Danio rerio (zebrafish) is the source of this 2581-nucleotide messenger RNA. It is a transcript of the gene clcn2c, whose product is annotated as chloride channel 2c. Gene Ontology annotation, molecular function: chloride transmembrane transporter activity. Gene Ontology annotation, cellular component: membrane. Lineage: Eukaryota; Metazoa; Chordata; Actinopteri; Cypriniformes; Danionidae. The record is from RefSeq and is marked provisional. Gene Ontology annotation, biological process: transmembrane transport; chloride transport; chloride transmembrane transport.
AUGGAAAAUAAAGGCACAGACGAGAAUGAUCUGGAACGGGGCAUUUACACAAAAUCUGCAGACCGUCUCGGAAAGGGACAUUGUCACAGAAAAUCUGAACUCAAUCAGUCUAACAAUUGCGGAGUCUGGAUCGUACACUUUCACCGGCUCUUCGUGUCUCUGAUCGGAGCCGACUGGAUUUUCCUCAUGAUCCUGGGCUUCAUUUUGGGCACCAUCAGCUUCCUUAUGGACAUCUUUGUUGACCUUUUCACAGAUGCCCACAGGUGGAUCUACUACAGUGUGGCGGAUUAUCAUGUUGUGGUGCAGUAUCUGGUGUGGGUCUCAUAUUCCAUGAUCCUCAUGUGUUUCGCUGCAGGAUUCGCAAAUAUAGUGUCACCUCAAGCCGUAGGCUCUGGUAUUCCUGAGAUGAAGACGGCUCUGCGUGGAGUGGUGAUGCAGGAGUAUCUCACCUUCAGGACAUUAGUGUCUAAAGUCGUCAGCCUUACCUGUGUGCUGGGCAGCGAGUUACCUGUGGGCAAAGAGGGCCCGUUUGUGCACAUUGGAAGUUUGUGUGCGUCUCUCCUCUGCAAAUUCAUGGCUCUCUUCAGCAACAUUUACAAGAACGAGGCCAGAAAUAAGGAGUUGCUGACAGUUGGAUGUGCCGUUGGGAUCGGCUGCUGCUUCGCUUCUCCUAUUGGAGGUGCAUUGUUCAGUAUAGAAGUCACCGCUAUGUAUUAUCUUCCUCGUAACUACUGGCGUGCGUUUCUGUCCGCUACAUUUGGUGCUAUAAUCUUCAGACUCCUGCCAGUGUGGCACAGAGAGGAAGAGACGCUCAUGGCUCUUUAUGCAACAAAGUACAGACUGGACUUUCCUUUCGACCUGCAGGAGCUCCCAGUCUUCGUUGCCAUGGGGAUCGUGUGCGGCCUCGGUGGGGCUUUUUUUGUGUUUCUGUAUGGAAAGAUCACACUGUUUGUGAAGGAAAAGAAAGCCUCGAACAGCUUAUUAAUGAGAAACUGUUUCUACUAUUCUGCUUUGACGUCUGUGCUGAUUUCAACACUCACUUUUCCACCGGGCUUCGGUCAGUUCAUGGCUGGAAAGCUCACACAACGGUACUCCCUGAUCUCAUUUUUUGACGAUCGCACCUGGUCCAAUCACAGCAUCGUGAAAGACUUCGACGAUAAUGACCAUUUAGCGGCGUGGAAACAUCCGUACGCUAACGUCUUCGUCGUCCUCUUUGUCUUUGUCAUCAUGAAGUUCUGGAUGUCUGCUCUCUCCAUUACCCUCCCAAUACCAUGCGGAUCCUUCGUUCCCAUUUUCGUCAUCGGUGCUGGGUUUGGCCGUUUGAUUGGUGAAGGAAUGGCCACUUUGUUUCCAGAAGGAUUCAACACAGAUGGACACAUAUAUCCCAUAGUUCCUGGAGCUUAUGCUGUUGUGGGAGCGGCGGCUCUGACAGCAGGAGUCACACACACCAUGUCGACCGCCGUGAUCAUGAUGGAGCUGACGGGUCACCUCAGCUACUCUCUGCCCAUCCUGAUCUCCGUCAUCCUCUCCAACAUGGUGUCUCAGAGCCUGCAGCCCUCCAUCUACGACACCGUCAUCCGCAUCAAGAGACUGCCUUACCUGCCACUGCUCAGAUGGGGACAGAGGGAGAACAGUAAGAUCCACGUGGAGGACUUCAUGAAUAGGGAUGUUCGCUUCAUCACAUUAAACUCCACAUACAGAGACGUGUUCAAGAUCCUGUGCUCAGGGAAUCUGAAGACGGUGCCCAUGGUGAAAUCCACAGAGUCGAUGCUGCUUUUGGGCUCUAUUGAGCGAGCUCAGUUGUUGGCGCUCCUGAUAGAGCGAACGCAAUACCUGCGGGGCGGAGCCUACAGCAUACCUGCCCGCAGCAAAGUUCACUUCCAGACGGCCACAGAAGACUCUUCAUCUGCUUCUGCUCAAGUUUCUCCUUCUACACCUCUAAAAUCUGCUCUGAAGAGACCGACUGCAGACGAGGAACAGUUAAACAACAAUGUUUAUGAUUCUGGCCUGAGCUUUAAGACAUUCUUCUGUUCUCGGCCGGACACCGACGCAAUGAAGAAUGACCCAGAUGCACAUGAUGAUAUGAUACUUCAAGAGAUUGAGAAAUGGGAGGAGCAACAGCUUGAUGAGCAGGUAAACUUCAACAGCUGCCAGAUUGACCCCGCCCCCUUCCAGCUGGUGGAUCGAACAACACUGCACAAGACUCACAGCAUGUUCUCUGUGUUGAAUCUGGAUUACGCUUUCGUCACCAGUGUGGGUCGACUAGUGGGAGUCGUAUCACUGAACGAGUUGUGUAAGGCCAUCACAGGCUGCAUGCCACCAGACGGUGUGUCUCUUUCUCCGAUUCUGUCCGGUUUCAGAGAGCGAGGCUCUGCAGGAUGGAGACCUGAGGUGUGUGAGCUGCACAAACUGCUGGACCACCAGGACUGCUGAAACACACACACACACACACCUCCGCGACCAAUGUGUGUUAUUUAUGAUUAACUGUGUGUAAAAAUAAUGUCUGUGAAGAUGUGUUUGUUUCUGUAAUGGACACACACAGACACACACACACACCACCUCAACCAAUGUGUGUGUGUGC